Talpa occidentalis (Iberian mole) is the source of this 2368-nucleotide messenger RNA. RefSeq names its product SRA stem-loop interacting RNA binding protein (gene SLIRP). The transcript has 4 exons. Gene Ontology annotation, molecular function: poly(U) RNA binding; poly(G) binding; mRNA 3'-UTR binding. Bases 54 to 389 code for a protein of 111 amino acids. Gene Ontology annotation, biological process: spermatogenesis; positive regulation of mRNA splicing, via spliceosome. The record is from RefSeq and is a predicted model, not a curated record. Lineage: Eukaryota; Metazoa; Chordata; Mammalia; Eulipotyphla; Talpidae.
ACAGGUACUUCCGGGGUCGAGGUCACCGGUCACGGAGGUGCCCCAGCCGGGAAAUGGCGGCCCCUGCAGUGAGAGGCGCCAUGGCGCUGCGGGCCAAUAUGGGCCGGCACGUUGCUUUUGUCAGAAAAAUUCCCUGGACCGCUAACUCGGUUGAGCUGAGAGAACAUUUCGCGCAGUUCGGACAUGUACGCAGGUGCUCUCUACCUUUCGACAAAGAGACUGGCUUUCACAGAGGUAUGGGUUGGAUUCAGUUUUCUUCAGAAGAAGAACUUCAUAAUGCACUACAACAGGAAAAUCAUGUUAUUGAUGGAGUAAAGCUCCAUGUUCAAGCUCAAAGACCAAAAGUUUUGCAAGGGGAUCAAACAUCUGAUGAAGAGAAAGAUUUUUGAGACUAUUAAUUGCCAAUUAAAUAGAGCAAACAAAAUGGAAAUUUUUGUCUAAAUGUUUUUAUUUGAAACAAGUAGUUGCACCAAGCAGAGCUUACUUUCCCCACUCCAAAUUAAAACAGUGUGAUAGGGGUGAACAUUUGGCAGGACAGUUCCAAUACAUGAACAUCCUUCUACUCACUGUAGUUGGGUAACUUCAUUCAUAAGUAGCUGUUCUUACACAAAAUAUUAACCCCAAAGUACUAAUGUCACACGAAAGGAAAUGGUUUUAAUUUUGUGCGUGGGGAACGUGUUCUAUAAAUGCCAAAAGGUGGGGAAAAGACAAACACAACCCACUCUUUAAAAAAACUAAAUAGUUCAAAGUAGAAUUUUCCAUCAUCCUCCCCCUCUCUCCCAUAAUAAAAAGGUAGCGCUAGGUUCUGACACCCAGAUUUGGUUUUUAUCCUGGUCAUUUACAAAGUGUUUCCCCAUAUGACUUGCAUCAUGAGGGCUUGAAUAACAGUUCAUUCACUGUGAAGAGAGGUGUCUCUUACUCCUUUCUCCUCUUCUUGCCUUCAUGCUCGUGUUCCUUGGGACGGCUGCUGUCUGAGGGUCUUUUAGAGCCACCAUGCUGUUUGGCUUCUUCUAAAAACUUGUCCAAGCCAAAAGGAUCUUCCUCAAACUGAACAGGUCCUUCUCGGCCUCUCUGCCUACGAUCUGAACCGGAAAACUCCUUAUCGGGAACAAAUCUAGGGGGAAAGAGAAAGAACUGUAAUAACUACCUUGUCACAAGUGCAAACACUGAAACUAAGCUUUCUGCCGUGGUACCUGUUGGUCUUUAUUCUGGCUUCUAGGUCGUCACCAUACAUGUCCUUGUCCAGAUUUUUACUGGGUCUGUAAAUAUUUUGGGCCAUGUCUUUACCACCUCUCCACGCUUGAUCAUAAACAUUGUAAAUUUCAUCUUCUCCACCUGCAAAACCACUGUCCAUACCCUGAGGAAAAGAUGAUGUUAACAAGAAAAUGUAUGUUACUAUUUAUUAAACGUUGAAUCAUAUUCAUGUGAAGAAUACUCACUUUUACAUUCUCAAAUUAAAAAAUAUCUUCAUAAAAAAGGUCAAUCUUCACAAAGGUCAUAAACUUGUUCAUAUCACCUUUGGGUUCUUAAGUCAAUUGAGAAAGUUUGACUACUUUGUCAAAGUAGUCAUUAAAAUGGAGGGAUACUACUUACGAGUAGGUACUUGGCAAUUUCAAUUUGUAUAGAUAUAAAUUGUAUAGAUAUAGUGGCAAGCAGAUGAGAGAAUUAUAAAGUGUUUAGAUGAAAUUACACCUCUUGCCUAAAGACAUAUUAUAGCAUGACACAAUAAUACUUCUCAAUGAAAACCUCAGGUUAGCAUUAAAUAAACUUGUUUCAUAUAUUUGGAUGGUUUGUUAACACAGAAUGUGCCUUUUUAGGAACUUUUAAAUUCUCUAAGUUUGUGAAAGUUAAUUGUUCUAUAAAUAAUUACUUAUGGGGAACUUUGAUCACUAAUCCUCUUUGCUCAGGCUGAUGAGUAGCCAUUGCAGGGUUUAAAAACAGCUUUGGAAUCAAGACAACCCACAUUUGAAUCUUAGGUCCAUCAGUUAGGAGCUAUAUCUCCAUGUGUUUCAAGAUAUAGCUCCAUGUUUUUCAAUUUCCUCAUCUGUAGAAGAGGUAAUAACAGUAUGGUUUCAUAGGAUUUUUGUAAGGAUUGUGCAAGAUUAAACAAGUAAAAGUCUUAGAACACCACCAGGAAUAUACAUAAGCACCCAACAAUAACCAGAUUUGCUCACUCAAAUGCUACCUGCAGUUUACUUUGCAUUUAAUUACCUACAUGUAUUUGUCUUUUCUAGCGAACUAUAGUUUUUUUAAGGAUAAAGACAAAUCUUUGCUCUCACUAACAUUAUGCAUAGUAAAUAGCUAAUGCUGGAGGAAUUAAAAUAUUUCAGAUCUACAAUGUCCUACCUAAUAAUAAAUGGCACUAGAA